ACGCUUUGAAAGGGGCGGGGCUGCGUGUGGUUGUUGGUUUUUUGUGGAUGAAUGAGCAGCUCCAGUCCUUCACUUUGUUCUGCAGGCUUUGCUGACAGGACGCUUUUCUAACCUCGUUCCAACCCUGUGACAGUUACCAUGGCCUCAUCUGAACUAGCUCUCCUGAGCGUGUCGGACAAAGCGGGUCUCGUGGACUUCUCCAGGAGGCUGGUGAGCGUGGGACUGUCCCUGGUGGCCUCCGGAGGCACGGCCAAGGUGCUGCGCGAGGCUGGGCUGGCCGUCAGGGAUGUGUCCGAGCUGACUGGACAUCCAGAGAUGCUGGGAGGAAGAGUGAAGACCCUUCAUCCUGCUGUGCAUGGAGGCAUUCUGGCCAGAAGGACCCCCUCUGACACCGCAGACAUGGACAAGCUGGGCUACAGCCUGGUCAGAGUGGUGGUGUGCAAUCUGUACCCAUUUGUAAAAACUGUCUCUAGCCCAGACGUUACAGUGGAAGAUGCUGUGGAGCAGAUUGAUAUUGGAGGUGUAACCCUGCUGAGAGCAGCAGCCAAGAACCAUGCUCGGGUCACCAUUGUGUGCGAUCCAGAUGACUAUUCACUGGUUGCUAAGGAGAUGGAGAGUUCCAGCGACAAAGACACAACCCUGGAAACACGCAAGACCCUGGCUCUGAAAGCCUUCACUCACACAGCUCAGUAUGACGAGGCCAUCUCAGACUAUUUCCGUGGUCAGUACAGCCGCGGCGUCUCUCAGCUGCCUCUGCGUUACGGCAUGAACCCCCACCAAGCACCCGCCCAACUCUACACCCUGCGCCCAGAGCUUCCGCUCAAAGUGAUCAAUGGCUCUCCGGGUUUUAUCAACCUCUGUGACGCUCUGAACGCUUGGCAGCUGGUAAAAGAGCUUAAAGGUGCUCUUGGAUUGGCUGCUGCCACUUCCUUCAAGCAUGUCAGCCCUGCAGGAGCUGCAGUUGGAGUUCCUCUGACUGAGGAGGAAGCCAAAGUGUGCAUGGUGCACGACAUGCUGAGCGACCUCACCCCGCUCGCCACAGCCUACGCCAGAGCAAGAGGCUCAGACAGAAUGUCGUCUUUUGGGGAUUUCAUCGCUUUGUCUGACGUUUGUGACGUUCCCACGGCUAAGAUUAUAUCCAGAGAGGUGUCGGACGGCAUCGUUGCUCCUGGUUAUGAGGAGGAGGCGCUUAAAAUCCUGUCUAAGAAGAAGAAUGGCAACUACUGUGUGCUUCAGAUGGAUCCAGACUACGAGCCCGACGACACAGAAGUGAGAGUUCUGUUUGGACUCUUUCUGAAGCAAAAGAGGAACGGGGCUCUCAUCAACAAGGACUUCUUCACAAAUGUUGUUUCCAAGGGCUCAUUAUCUGCUGAAGCUGUGCGCGACCUGACUGUGGCCACCAUCGCUGUGAAGUACACCCAGUCCAACUCUGUCUGCUACGCUAAAAAUGGCCAGGUCAUCGGUAUCGGAGCCGGGCAGCAGUCCCGGAUCCACUGCACUCGUCUGGCAGGAGACAAGGCUGAUAACUGGUGGCUGAGGCACCACCCCCGUGUGCUGAACAUGAACUUCCGCAGUGGAGUGAAGCGAGCAGAGAUGGCCAACUGCAUCGACCAGUAUGUCAGCAACACCAUCGGGGAGGGUCCAGAUUUGGCCGUGUGGAAAUCGAUGUAUGAAGAGGUUCCAGAACCUCUAUCCCACACAGAGAAGAAGAACUGGAUCAGUUCUCUGCAGGCCGUCGCUGUCAGCUCUGACGCUUUCUUUCCGUUCAGGGAUAACAUCGAUCGAGCUAAACAGAGCGGUGUGGAGUACAUCGCCGCUCCGGCAGGUUCUGCUGCAGACCAGGUGGUCAUCAACGCCUGCAACGAGCAAGGCAUCACUCUGGUGCACACCAACCUGCGACUCUUUCACCACUGAGCAACACUACAAAGGAAAACGACGUUUCCCGCUCACAUUUCCAACCCAGACAUUCCUGCUGCUGACGUUUUCUGUUUCUGUUACUCAUCUGGUGAUUUCUGCUUAUGAUUCCAACAGCUCAGUGUUUGAGUAAUUCUUCAUGUUUGUUGUUGGUCACUCAACUGUGGAAACAAAAUAAACUGCUGAUGACUCUAUAGCCCCCA
Oryzias melastigma (Indian medaka) is the source of this 2117-nucleotide messenger RNA. RefSeq names its product 5-aminoimidazole-4-carboxamide ribonucleotide formyltransferase/IMP cyclohydrolase (gene atic). Gene Ontology annotation, cellular component: cytosol. NCBI's taxonomy places the organism in Eukaryota, Metazoa, Chordata, Actinopteri, Beloniformes, Adrianichthyidae. The record is from RefSeq and is a predicted model, not a curated record. The transcript is spliced from 15 exons. Gene Ontology annotation, molecular function: IMP cyclohydrolase activity; phosphoribosylaminoimidazolecarboxamide formyltransferase activity. The coding region runs from base 139 to 1914 and encodes 591 amino acids. Gene Ontology annotation, biological process: 'de novo' IMP biosynthetic process.